Messenger RNA from Rhinolophus ferrumequinum (greater horseshoe bat), 2409 nucleotides. RefSeq names its product glycine rich extracellular protein 1 (gene GREP1). Lineage: Eukaryota; Metazoa; Chordata; Mammalia; Chiroptera; Rhinolophidae. The coding region runs from base 1 to 2265 and encodes 754 amino acids. The record is from RefSeq and is a predicted model, not a curated record. The transcript is spliced from 57 exons.
AUGGGCACCUGGGCCUUCCUCACAGCCCUUUUCCUGCUCUGCCUGACUUCUGAAAGUCUGCAAGGCGGGCUGCCUCGGUUGUCGCCUGGCCUAGGGAAAGGCUUAGGGAGGCUGAAUGGCUACAGAUCAGGCUCUCCAGCUCAGAAUGGCUAUGGAACAGGCAUUGGAAUGGGUAUGAAACCCCACAAGCCGGGGUUUGGGAAUGGGAACGAACUGGGAGCAGGGGCCUUCCCAGGUGCAGCAGCCCAUCCAGGCUUUGGAGGGGGUGCAAAACCCCAGAAGCCAGGAUAUGGAAAUGGGCUGGGAGCUGGUGCCUUCCCAGGGCUGGGAACCCAGCCAGGCGUGGGAGGGGGAAUGAAACCUCCAAAGCCGGGCCUGGGAGGGGGAAUGAAGCCUCAGAAGCCAGGCCCUGCUGCUCAGAAUGGUGGCCAGGUUCCAGGAAUUGGAGGGGGAGUAAAACCUCCAAAGCCAGGAUUUGCCAAUGGGAAUGGGAUGGGAGCCAGGGCCUUCCCAGGAGUCGGAGCCCAGCCAGGCUAUGGAGAGGGUGGAAAACCCCAGAAGCCAGGAUUCAUGACCAGGACCGGACCAGGAGCUGGGGCCAUCCCAGGAGCAGGAGCCCCGCCAGGCCCUGCAGCUCAAAUUGGCUACGGACCAGGCUUUGGAGCGGGUGUGAAACCCCAGAAGCCAGGAUUCGGGAACGGGCUGGGAGCCCAGCCAGUGCAGAAUGGCUACAGAGCAGGCAUUGCAGGGGGUAUGAAACCUCAGAAGCCAGGAUUCGGGAACGGCAAUGGGCUGGGAGCCCGGCUAGGCCCAGCAACCCAGAACGGAUAUGGAGCAGGCUUUGCGGGGGCCAUGAAGCCCCAGAAGCCAGGAUAUGGUAAGGGAAACGGUUUAGGAGCCCAGCCAGGCCCUGCAGCUCAAAUUGGCUAUGGACCAGCAGGCUUUGGAGCAGGUGUGACACCCCAGAAGCCAGGGUUCGGGAACGGGCUGGGAGCCCAGCCAGGCAUUGCAGGGGGUAUGAAACCUCAGAAGCCAGGCCCAGCAACCCAGAACGGAUAUGGAGCAGGCUUUGGGGGGGCCAUGAAGCCCCAGAAGCCAGGAUAUGGUAAUGGAAACGGUUUAGGAGCCCAGCCAGGCCCUGCAGCUCAAAUUGGCUAUGGACCAGGCUUUGGAGCAGGUGUGACACCCCAGAAGCCAGGCAUUGCAGGGGGUAUGAAACCUCAGAAGCCAGGCCCAGCAACCCAGAACGGAUAUGGAGCAGGCUUUGGGGGGGCCAUGAAACCCCAGAAGCCAGGAUAUGGUAAGGGAAACGGUUUAGGAGCCCAGCCAGGCCCUGCAGCUCAAAUUGGCUAUGGACCAGCAGGCUUUGGAGCAGGUGUGAAACCCCAGAAGCCAGGAUUCGGGAACGGACUGGGAGCCCAGCCAGGCCCUGCGGUUCCCAUUGGCCACGGACCCGGCAUCAGUGAGGUCACGAAGCCUCAGAAACCAGGCCUCGGAGUGGGCGUGAGACCUCCAAAGCCAGGAUACAUUCCAGGGAAUGGGGUCCCACCAGGUCUGGGAGUGGGUGUGAAACCUCAGAAGCCAGGAUAUGGCAACGGAAAUGGGCUGGGGGCACAGCCAGGUCCCUGCAAUGGGAAGGUUCCUCCAUUACUUCUCCCCAGGCUUCCCACUGCCGGGGUCCCUUCUGAUAGAGCAGCUGGCUGGGGCCUGAAAUCCCAGCCCCCUCCCCCAGUGCAGAAUGGCAAGUUCCCAGCUCCGACUCCAGCCAUCCAGUGGGGACUGAAACCUCAGAAAGCAGGGUACCGGCCUUUGAAUGGCUAUGGACCGGGAGCAGAACUGGGCUUUGGUGGUGGCCUCAAACCCCAGAAAAUCGGUUUUAGUUACAGGAAUGGUGGUCUGGGAGCUGGGGUCUUCCCUGAGGCCCUCCUGCAGCCAGGGUUCCCUGGGGCCACUGGCUUUAGGAACGGGUACGGCGAGGAAGCCCUGUUGUACCCCAAAGUGGAAGCUCCGGCCCCUGAAGGAAAUGGUCAGGCCAAGGCCCUGAGGGGCUCUCCUUGGCCCUCCCUCCAGACCUGGGGGACCUCCUUGAAGCCCGGAUAUGGGGCCAGAGGUGUAUAUCCAGGGAUCCGGAGCCAGCCAGGGCCCUAUGGGCAGCUGAGCCCAGACCUGGGCCCCGGGCCCUUCGGGGGCCCUGAGGUGAAGAGAGGCAGCAGUAGCCCCCUGGAAAAUGGCUACGGAGGCCAUUGCCCUCUUGGGAAAUGCUGAGCGUCCGGGCCCAUCCACUGCCCAUCCUGAGCGCCUCUGGACCACAGCCUGGUCUGCUGGGCAAGGAAGACCAGCUCCUCGGGCCUGGCCUCUAGCCUGGAGUCUCCUGCAGGCUGGAAGUAUUAAUAAAGGCCUUGCGCUUUC